Molecule: messenger RNA, 3905 nt
Organism: Phragmites australis (common reed)
Lineage: Eukaryota; Viridiplantae; Streptophyta; Magnoliopsida; Poales; Poaceae
Product: protein ACTIVITY OF BC1 COMPLEX KINASE 7, chloroplastic-like
Exons: 9
Coding region: 2938-3678 (246 amino acids)
Source: RefSeq, a predicted model, not a curated record
GGGAGGACGUACGACCAAAUUUAAUAUAGUAGAGAAAAUUCUCGUGGUGCCUCCUCUCAUUUUCGAUGUGGUCCUCUCUCCUGCGGUUGAGGAGCGCCCAGUUCACCUGUCUCCUUCCUUCUUCCCUCCUCAGUCCUCCCUGGCUCCCCUCUCUCCUUCCCUGACGGCUCCAAGAAGUCGGAAGCACACCUGAGGGAUGACUCUCUAAUAUAUAUUAUGAUUUUGGAAUGAUGGGUGAAAUAAAAUCAUUCACUCGAGAGAGAUUACUCUCCCUUUUCUAUUCUGUGUACGAGAAGGAUGCAAACAAGGUUAUGAAAGCUCUAAUUGAUCUGGAAGCUCACCAGCCAACAGGAGGUUUCUCACCGGUUAGGAGGCCCAUAAAAUUUUUCUUGGACAAUCUGCUGAGCCAGACAGCAGAUCAACAACAAACUCUGGCUGCUAUUGGAGAGGCAUUGGAUACACAUUAGAUCCAGAUUUUUCAUUUGUCAAAGUCAUGGCACCAUACGCACAGGUUAGCAUUCUUUGUAUAUCCUGAUUCCCCCUCUUUCUUUUUUUCUCGAACACGCAGGAGAGCUACAUAUCAUUGUAUUAAAGAGAAAGAAAGGUCCGCCCAAACACAAAUGCACCCCCGAAAGCAGGUGCAAACACUCCCACACUCUUAGCUAUCUAGAUUAAUAAUCUCAACAUGGAAAGAAGAACACGACCAAAAAAACAAAAACUCUAAACUGGCCACAAGUCCCGAAGGCUCCUAGCACCCGCCAAACACCACAGAUUCACACUCUCCAAGAUAUUUUGUAAAAUGUCUUGGGUUCGUGGUGAAACUCCAUUGAAAAUUCAAGCGUUGCAUUGCUUCCAUAGCCAUCAAGCCACAAGAAUCACCAGAGAAUUGAAACCUUUUCGCGGAGACUGGAGAGCAUUGGGACUCAGAGAACAUAAAGGCUCCCAAUCUUGCAUGGUCCUGUGGAACCGCAUGCAUGGCAUCUUGUUCACAAGCAGCUUCAAUAGUAUGGUCAUUCAAUGGCAAUAGAGGCUGCUGCACACAUGCCUCGAACGAGAAUUAUUGGUAGCUAGAUCGUCACAAUCUUCAUCAGGGGAGGUGGCUAAGACGCCUGGGGUCUGGGGCCCAGCAAUUUGAACCGACCGAGCUGCUAGGUCACUCCGACAAGUCAUUGACUACCCUUCCACGUGGCAACCAGCGGGAUGAGGGGUUUCCAGCGAUUCUAGAUCCGUCGGAGCUGGAGACGAAGCUCCAACACUGCCAUUGGAGCUGCCCCCAUUGCUGCUGUUGAUAACGAUCGGGGUGGCCUGCCCUCAAAAGGGUGGAGAAACCACCCGAGAUCGAGAUGUCGACGCGAGCGGCGAGAACCACCACCACCAUCAUCUUGGGAGGCAUGCGGUCCUGGAAGUUGAUCACCAAAAUCAUGCACUUCAGUAACGGUGAUGUCGACAGUGUAGGCUAAAGCCCUCUGCACUGGUGGCACAUCAACAUCAUUGAACUCUGUAGGCUCCAUGAUGAGGAGAUCCUUGCAAGAUGGAAUCAACUCCGAGUGGGCAGUCCAGGCAGUAAGGCGAAAAAUAGAGAGAUCAGAACAAUCACGAGUAGAAUGAUGCAAUUGCUCAAUCCAACAAUAAGCACUUAAAAGUUGCACCGCUGAAGCCAUCUCCCAAGCAUGCGCUGGGAUUCCUUGAAGUGACAUCUCAAUCUUAUGGGGUAGAGACUUGCCAACAACAUGAGCCUGUCUUCGCCAAGGUUUGAUCAUGAGCCGAAAUUGCGGAGUACGGAUUGGACAACCGUCGUCUGUUCAUCAGGAAGCAGCAAAAGAAAUUCCUCUGGUUUGGAGUGAUGAAUGGAGAGAAUCAAUGUCGAGAUCAAAUUUGUUCGCAACGGCCAUUGCUGCCUCUAGCGGCGUGACGGAUGGCCUGGUACCGAUGACCAUGACGAAGACCACACGACGUAAACCUUCCUCGACCUCGACAAUGCUCCUUGAACGGUCCAGGACGAACAUAUUUUCGAGGGGGUUGACCAAGCAGGCCAGCUCAGGGCCCUCUAGCAAUGGUUGCGCUGGUGAGGAAGCAAAGGGGCCCAAGCCACGACAUGGGCCACAACCGAGGAGCGAAACUGAGGGUGAACUUUCCACCGUCCUUACAGAUGAUUCCCACAAGUGGCGCCGCCGAGGACCCUAACGAGAGGGGCCCUGCGAACCACCCUGGUCACUGAAGGGAACCAGGAACGCCAUCGGCCAGCUGAUGCACCACGGAAAUAUUGGCACCAGGACGCAGAGAGGGAGCACCUCCCGAGGUAGAGCCUGAGUCCAUUGGCGGCGACAUGCGUCACCAAUCAAACCGCCACCUUCCAGCCAUCGAAUGGUGCGUAUCCAUGGAAGCUGACGGGAGCGAUGAGAACGAUGAGGAAGAACGCCCAGCUGCCUGUGCCCAGGGACAAGACAGCUGAAGCACCUUCCGAGGAUAUCCUCAGGGAUAGGCCAAUGCUGCCGCCGAGGAUGUCGCUGUCGUGAUCUCUUGCUAGCCACUAGUUGCCACCCCUUCUGCGCCUAGACCACGCUCCACCAUGGGAAUGUGGUGUAUCUCAGAGCAGACGAACGGGCGAGGCUUGGGCGGCAGCGCACAAUGACCAAAAGAACACAACACCACCAUGUUGGAAUCCUGCAGCCUUGGGCGGCGAGACUGGCGAAGAGUGCACCCCCAACACUGCGUCACGGUAGGAGGCUGGGGCUGGAACAUGCAACACAUGGCCGAAGCUACCGGACCUAGGGCUUGCGGGGCUAGUGUCGAGCCACCGAAGCUCCUUGGACCAACCAGGGUGAAAGGCGGCGCAUUUGGAGAAAAAGAGGAUCCCGAUGCCCGGGAAGGUGGGGAGGGGGUGUUGCAGGUUCCUUAGGCGGAAGCACGGCUAGAGAGGUGGCCACCAGUCCUAGAAUGAGAGCCGACGUGAGGCUGUGGAGAUGGUGGGUGCCAGAAAGGGUGGAGGCUAGAGGGGAAGCGGAAGCGCUUGGAAUGAGAGCCGGCGUGGCUAUGGAGAUGGUGGGCACCAGAAGGGAAGGAGACUGGAGAGGAAGCGGAAGCAGAAAUGGAAAUGCUUGCCAUUUCGCCCUGAAUCCGAACCUCAUCUCGAACAUUGGACAUUUGGACUUUACCCUACAUGUAUCAAAUUACCACUGCAAAUCCAGCAAAGCGUACUGGCAAAGCUGGAGACUAAGCAGCCAAAAAUGGAAUGGACUUUGGAACAGGUUAUUCCAAGCGUUAGCCAAAAUUCUGCAAGCUGGUUGGGUUGCAUUUGCCCAGGAACUGUUAGACUUGAAACAGAGACGAGCAGGUGGAUCUGAGCAGGCAAAUGAUGCUCGUGAGUCUACUAUAUCAAUGCCUUACAGAAUACAACGAAUUGAGGAUUUUGUUGGGCAACUCGAGUCCGGUGAUCUGAAACUCAGGGUCAGAGUACUUGAGUCAGAACGAGCUGCUCGGAAAGCUAAGGUACUUCAGAUGGCAACCAUGUAUACAGCCUUGGGUGGUACUCUCUUGAAUGUCGGGGUCACAAUGAAUAGCCAAGGGAACCAAACAAUCGCAAAUGGUUCUUUCAUUGGUGCAGGCAUUUUUUUGGCAUUACUGAUCAGAUCUAUGCAAAGAGUGAAGAAACUUGACAAAUUCGAGACCAUGAUAUGAUCGUCUUGUAAAGACGUGGAAUCACUGGAAGCUCAUGUCCUGUAUUGUAGGAGCAUGGCAUGUGAACAAAACACUCCGUAAAGAAAUUUAAUGGUUCAUAGUCUAUACAUAGUUUAUGUUGGAAAUACCAUUAUUUUUUAAUAAUGACAUUAGCUUGUCGCACUUGUAAAUCUGUACAAAUUGCAUCAGUCUUCAGCCCACAAGGCUAAUCAUACCAACCAGUCGAC